This is a messenger RNA of Eupeodes corollae, 609 nucleotides long. RefSeq names its product general odorant-binding protein 56h-like. The coding region runs from base 108 to 512 and encodes 134 amino acids. Gene Ontology annotation, molecular function: odorant binding. NCBI's taxonomy places the organism in Eukaryota, Metazoa, Arthropoda, Insecta, Diptera, Syrphidae. The record is from RefSeq and is a predicted model, not a curated record. The transcript is spliced from 2 exons. Gene Ontology annotation, biological process: sensory perception of smell.
AAAUCUGUUCUUCUGCUAUAAAAACUUUAAUAAAACAUCUCAAUUUAAAGUAUAAAAAGUCGCUGGAAAACAAGAAGUCUAAGUAGUAAGACGUUAAAAGCUAAAAUAUGAAGUUUAUACUAUUAGUUGCUAUUAUUGUUGCUUGUAUUGGCGGUCAGGUUUGGGCAUGCGAUAAUAUUACCGCUACGAUUUCAGCUGUAGAAAAAUGCAAAGAGGUACAAAAUAUUACUGAAGAGGAGAUGGAGCAUCUUUUAAUAGGCGAUUUUGAUGAUGGGGGGGCAGAUGAGAAUGUUAUGUGCUUCGUCAAGUGUGUGAUGGAUGGUUUUGAUGCACUGGAUGGUGAUGAAUUGAAUAAAGGUGCUUUCAAUGAUUUUUUCGAACCUAUUUUGGGUCCGGAAAAGACUGAGAAAUUGUAUGAUGAAUGCAAAGAUGAAUCUGGCGAUGAGGAGUGCGAGACAGCAUUCAAGACUGCUAUCUGCUUGAUGAAAAGUGAAAAUAGUUUACAAUUUUAAAAUUAUUAUUGAAUGAUAUUUGAAACACCAAAAACAGUGUUAAAUUGUUAUCCUAUUAAUUUAAUCUAUUAUACCAAUAACAACAUAUCUAACAACA